Sciurus carolinensis (gray squirrel) is the source of this 2933-nucleotide messenger RNA. RefSeq names its product coiled-coil domain containing 191 (gene Ccdc191). The record is from RefSeq and is a predicted model, not a curated record. The transcript has 17 exons. The coding region runs from base 52 to 2787 and encodes 911 amino acids. NCBI's taxonomy places the organism in Eukaryota, Metazoa, Chordata, Mammalia, Rodentia, Sciuridae. Gene Ontology annotation, molecular function: phosphatase binding.
AGAGGAGCGGUUGUUGCAGCUUUGGCCGAGGUCCGGGCCUGAACCUGGAAAAUGCUGCUGGCGACCCAGGAAAAGUCCACCUCAAAGAAGAAGAUGGGGCUGAAUCGCUGGAAACAGUUCACAAGGAAGCCGAAUCCCAAGCCUGCUUUUGACCCUGACAAUGUGGAGCACUGGCUUAAGAAAAUGGAGAAAGCCUCAGAAUUUGCAGUUUUGAAUGCAUUUUCAACCAGAAAUUCACACUUACCUGGAAGGCUCUGGGACCAAAUGAUAGGUUUGGAAGCAUCUGAGCAAACAGAGGAUCACAAUGAAGUUUACACAGAAGCUCAGGAGCUGGUCAAUGACUGGUUAGACACCAAACUUAAGCAAGAAUUAGUAAGUGAUGGAGAAGGUGAUGCUGAAAACACUGUCACAAAUAACACUGCUUUGCCAGAAACCAGUGGCCAUUUGAAAUAUGACAAGUUUGAUGAUUUAUGUGGUUAUUUGGAGGAAGAGGAGGAAAGUACCACUGUUCAAAAAUUUAUGGACCAUCUGCUCCAUAAAGAAGUGGUGGAUUCUGGGAUGUUGGAAGAUCUUGGAAUGAAGGAAAACCAAGACAAGAAGGAGCAGAAGGAUCCUCGUCUUACCAUGGAGAUGAGACAUAAGCAGGUAAAGGAAAAUCGCCUAAGACGUGAGAAAGCACUAGAAUACCAGAGAACUGAAAAGGCCCUGAAAAAAUCAGCCUUCUUGGAGGCUCAGUAUCUGGUGCAAGAAGAGAAGAGAAGGAAGGCUCUGGAGGCCAAGAAAGAGAAGGAGGACAUCCAAAGGGAGAUGGUGAAGCUGCGGAGGGAGAUUCUUGAGAGGCGACGCACUGUGGAGGAAACAUGGAAAGAAGAGAAGAAAAAGCAAGAUGAAAAUUCUCAAAAGAAUCCAGAGAAAGGCAUGUUUCCAAGCGCUCACGUUCUUUUGAAUGAAGAAAAAGUUGCAAAAGAAAAAAAAAGGAAACUUAAAGAGUUAUUAAUCCAAACUUUUAAGGAAAAUCACGAGUGUCAAAAACGGUAUUUCUCUGCCUGGCACAAGCUGAUUCUUGAUCAUAGGAUUAAGCUGGGGAAAGCUGGAACCUUGUCUGACUGGAAGCUCCAACUGAAGGUCCUGAGAGCCUGGAGAGACUACACAAGAUCCCAGAAGUUGGAGAGGGAGAAUCAAGCCUUGGAAAAUGAUCUUAGGGAAGAAAACAGAAAACAACAACUGGCCACUGAGUAUAACCGGAAACGAGUUCUUCAACACUGCUUUGCAGAAUGGCAUCAUUGGUAUGGUGCAGAGAUCCUAAAGAAAGAACUUGCUCGAGCAAAGGAGGAAACUAGGAAGAAAAUGGAUGAGCUGCUGAAGGCAGCAUCGCUAGGCAAACUCAGUACAAGUGGGUCAUCAGGCAUCUGUGUACCUGAGGAGGCAACAGCCAUGGUAGACUCACCAGUAAGAAAUAUAGAGGUGACUGCUGUGCCCCCUUUGUCUGAAAAGUCAUCCUUGGAGAGCAAUGGUUGUAUGCUCAAUCAUUCACCAGGAAGAACAACAAUGGGUAACUUGCAAGGUUCCCUUCAGAAUGACCCUCAGAACAUACCUGACAGUAAGCAGCCCAAGACCCUGAAUGUUGAGCUCUCUGAACAGCCAGGCAGUGAGAAUAAACUCAGAACCACCAGGCACAAAGCAGAACCAGUUUGUGUGUGGCAUUUCUGCAACCGCCAUGUCUUCCAGCAACAGCUGAUUGAGAAGCAGAAGAAGAAGCUUCAGGAACAGCAGAAAACCAUUCUUGAGUUGAAGGAAAAACAGCGGCUGGCAGAGGCUCAGUGGGCAGUUAAGCAUGCUGCUGUAGUCACGGAUGCCCAGAACCGCCUUCUAUUAAAACCCCAAGGGACAGAAGAACCAAAAGAAACCUGCCAGAUGCUUCCGAAGACUGAAGGCAGAAGUAACUCCCGAAAUUCUCUUUCUGGGCCCAAAAGGAACCCAAAGCAGCUAACGGCACCCCAUCCCAUACUGAAAGCCAUGGAAGAAAGAGCAAUGCAACGAGCUGAACGUAGGCAGAUCUUGGCAGAGAGGAAGAAAAAACUAGAAGAAGAGAAAUUGGCCCAGUUAAAGGCCCAAGAAGAGGAACGUCAGAAGAGAGAGGCAGAAGAAAAGGAGGCUCAACUUGAGAGAAAACGAGAAGAGAAAAGACUGAAGAAAAUGAAGGAAUUCGAGAAACAGAAGAGAAUUAAAAGGAACCAAGAGUUGGAAGCAGUAGCCAAAGAACAUUAUAAAAAGCUCUUGCUAAGAAACAAAGGUCUAGAACCUUGGAAGAGAUUGAGAAUGCAAAGCAAACAAAACACCCAGGUGGCCCAACAACAUCACUCUUUGGCUCUACAGAGGAAAUGCCUAUUGACCUGGUUCCAGUGUAGUCAGGAAAGUCUGGCUAGGAAGAUGGCCCAGGCUGAUCAAUUUUAUUCCCACAUAUUGCUUAGAAGAGUCUUUAAGGGCUGGCUUCAGUACGUGACUGAUCUGGAGGAACAAGUGAGAAAACUUUGUGUACAUUUCCUUCAGAAGAGGAUAUUCAGGGCCUGGUUUACGGUAGUCAAAGAGUCGAAGAUUGAUGCUCAGAGCAAGCAUGAGAUCUCCAUGGAGCAUAGUGACAGGAGGAUUCUCAGCCAAACAUUUCGGACAUGGAAGACAUCUGUAAAAUUUAUGAAAGAGGAAAGAUUAAAAGAACAAAGGCGAGAGCAGCUCCGCAGGAAGGUGGCUGAAAUUCUCCCAGACUUUCAGAUGCUGGCACCAUCAUGACUAUAACUUGUCCCUUCAGUCAGAUACUCAGCCCCUGAGUAAGAGAAGUCUUUUGUGUACCAGUAAAUACAGGUACAAUGGCCAGUUGGUCCAGAAUGUGUGUCUAUGUUGUCUCCACCCACCCACAUACAUACCUGUACCUGGUU